Caenorhabditis auriculariae is the source of this 3108-nucleotide messenger RNA. The record is from the annotation of a GenBank genome assembly. Lineage: Eukaryota; Metazoa; Nematoda; Chromadorea; Rhabditida; Rhabditidae.
AUGAAGCCGGCAUCAGUGGCGGUGACGUUAAGUUCGGCCUCGGCGGCGUCGGCUCUGAUCGCCCUGCUCAUCUACCUGCCGCAGAUGUACUGGGAGAUGACCGAACUUCAGCUGGAAAUCGUCCAUGUUGUCCAGAGCUUCAAGGUGCUGAACAACAAGCUCGACGAGUACAAUUGUGUCGGCUUUCAGGUCGAUACGGACUCGGUUUGGGUCGACCUGAUGGACAUCCAAAUCCAGCACUCGCCGCCGUCGAAACCACGAGAGAAUCCGCUUCUCCGCCGUGAUAAGAGGUAAUUUUUCGGUCGCAUUUGGAAUGGCUUGAGCACUUUGAUGAUGGGUUACGGUAGGGGAAAAGUCUGCAUUAUGUCGUGAGGUGUAUUGAGAGUUUGAAAACGACACCUCAAAUUUGCUCUUGGUGGUCUAAAUUCUAUAUAAAUCAUGAAUUUUCGUUUUAUCAUAAAAAAAAUUAUGAAAAAAAUAAAUUCAUCCGUUUAUAGAUCAAAAUAAAAUAAGGCCCGAAUUACUCAGAUCAAAGCUUUUUCAUUCUUAUGACGUCAUUUUUUUAUGCUUAGAAUGACGUCAUCGAUCCAUUCCAAAUGCGGUCACUGUGUCGGAAACCCCAUAUAAUGCGUACUGUAACAGUACUGAACCCGAAAAAUGCAUUGGGAAAGAGAAGCUUUUACAUUUUGAUGACGUCAUUUUUCCCUAGUGUAGAAUGACGUCAUCGAUCCAUUCUGAAUGCGGUCAUCGUGACAUAAAUCAAGUAUUAUCUAUACUAUUACUGAAACCGAAAAAUGACAAAAAAGAGGUCACGGUAGAGCCAUUCCGAACGCGGCCAUUGUGACGUGGAUUCCGUAAAGUCUUUACCAUGAUUGAAGGUCAAAAUAGCAUAAAAUGCGUUACGGUAUAGCCAUUCCAAAUGCGGCCAUCAAAUGGACAUUGAAAAUCUACAGUAACCUUUCAUAAGCCAGAUAAAAUUUUGUAAAACCCAAAAAAGCAAAGAAAAUUUUAAAAAACGCAAUUUUUGUGGGUUUUCCCUGAAAAUCAGUCUAGGCUGCUAUGAAUGAACUAUCAUUAGAAAACUUACGGAAAAAUGGAAUUUUCCUCAGAUUCGCUCCCCUGCCGGACUGGUGCCAAUGCGACACGGCUCCUCAAUGUCCACCUGGACCCCCAGGACCACCCGGAGCUGCUGGAACUCCUGGAAGUUGGUUUUUUACCUGAAAAGAAGUGGUCGAAAAAUUGGCAAAAAAAUUUAUUGAAAGUGCGCUCCACGGAACUUGCCUUUUUAACCAAAAUUUUGAAGUAGAGAAAGCAGAAAGAAAAAAAAUAGAGAAAUUGGCUUUAUUCAUCCUACAAUGACGGUAUCAUCAUGUGAACGAAGCUUCAAACUGACAAAAUUUCAUGAAAUUUUUAAUAAAGGGUACCAAAAAAGCUUCUUAUCUCCUUGUCAAUUUUAAUUUUGAGGGGUAGAAAGAAAAAAAAUUUUUUUAUCACUCGGCUCCAAAAAUUAUUGAAAGUGCGCUCCACGGAACUUGCCUUUUAACCAGAAUUUUGAAGUGGAGAAAGCAGAAAAAAAAGAAAAAAUAGAAAAAUUGGCUCCAUUCAUCCUGCGAAUGACAGUAUCAUCAUGUGAAGGAAGCUUUGAACUGACAAAUUUUACGGAAUUUCGAAUAGGGUACCAAAAAAAGCUUCUUAUCUAUCAAUAAGCUCUUUUCAAUUUUAAUUUUGGGGACUGGACAGAAAAAUCUUUUUAAUAGGCAUUUUUUAUCACUCGGCUCGAUUUUCGCGCUCAUUUUUGUACCCAAAAAAAGCUUGAAACUUUAAAAAAGCCUUUGAGAAUCAUAGAUUGAAAAAAGGAGCUCAUUUUUCAUAGAACAAGCCUUUUUUGGGUUUCAUUCGAAGUUUUGAAAAAUUUUGAUGACUCUUUUUUGAAGUUUGACAUGAUUAUGACGUCAUUGGAGGUUUGAAUGACCUUAAUUUCGAAUUUUUCAUGAACUUAUCUUCUUAAAAUGAACAAAAGCAUCUUGUGAACUUUUCAAUGGACCCCAUCAAGACAUCGAAGACCCCUUUUUUCAGUGGCCGGCCAGCCAGGACCCAACGGAAUGGACAACCCGAACAUGGUGACCGGACCGGCGUGCGACGUCAAGCAAACCGGCUGCAUCAAGUGUCCGGCAGGACUAGCCGGACCAGCGGGACCUCCAGGCCCUGCCGGAGUCGCCGGUCCUGACGGUCAGCCCGGAACUCACGGUCUUCCGGCCGCCGGACCUGGCUCUCCAGGACCCGACGGACCGCCCGGCGAUGCCGGACUCCCCGGUCAGGACGGCGUCCCCGGAGAAGCUGGACCGGCUGGAAAGGACUUCGAGGUGCAGAAAGGCACGCCGGGUGCUCCUGGAUCUCCUGGAGCCCAAGGACCGAUUGGACCUCCUGGAGAAGAUGGGAAAGCUGGAGCUGACGGACCUGAAGGCGAGGAAGGACCGGCUGGAACCCCUGGAGCUCCCGGAACGGCCGGAAAUCCGGGAGUCGACGGUGUCGCCGGCGGGGUCGGUAUUCCAGGUGAGAAAUUUGAAAUUGUAGAUUUACAGGUAGAAAAUCGGCUUCAGGAUACUUUUUUAAGGUUUUGAACCUACAAAUGUUUGGUUUUUUUGUUUGAGUGAUGAAAAGGAUUUUUUUGAUGUUUUCUAUUUUUUUCCGAUUUCCGAGUAUUUUUUUGAAUAUUUUUGAGUGUAUCCUAUGUUACAAAAACUUCCAAUGAAAAUUUAGAUUUUUUUGUCAUUUUUGAGGCAUUUAUUGGAGUAUCUAUACAAAACCACGAUUUUUUUCUCAGGAAUUUCGAGCUCUUUUUUUCUCCAUCAAAACGUUUCCCUCAUGAAAUUCACUUUUUUUACAGAUUUUUCUAGCCUUUUUUUAGAUCAUUUUUUUGACGCGAUUCCAUCCAAUUUUUUUGUACAGAAUUUUGUAAAAACUACACUUUUAUCCUUGGCGCGCUUUUAGUUGUGAAAAAAUAGCCUUUUUAUUUUUGUGAAUAUCGCCAAACUUACAGGCCACGACGCUGAAUACUGUCCCUGCCCACCCAGAUCCGUCGUGUUCCUCCGAAGGCUCCUACAAUAG